Messenger RNA from Gigantopelta aegis, 645 nucleotides. Its product is annotated as degenerin-like protein asic-2. Gene Ontology annotation, biological process: sodium ion transmembrane transport. Gene Ontology annotation, molecular function: ligand-gated sodium channel activity. The transcript is spliced from 6 exons. The coding region runs from base 1 to 645 and encodes 214 amino acids. The record is from RefSeq and is a predicted model, not a curated record. Gene Ontology annotation, cellular component: membrane. Lineage: Eukaryota; Metazoa; Mollusca; Gastropoda; Neomphalida; Peltospiridae.
AUGUUUAAAUUGGAAAAAUCCAAACUGGCCGACUUCCUGAAUGAAAAAGGCCAACUUCUUGAAUUCUUGACGAUGCCAGCAAUUAAAACCACUUUAAAAGACUUUGCCGAGAACACGUCGGCGCAUGGAGUUAAUAAGCUUGUUACCUCCAAGGGAUGGUUCAUCAAACUUAUCUGGCUGGUGUUGUUUCUUGGCGCCUCCUCCAUGAUAGUGUAUCAGGUUUCACGAUUAGUGAUCAACUAUCUACGGAAACCCGCCACCCCGAAAACGACCGUGGUGAGCAAACCUCUUGUGUUUCCUUCCGUCACGUUCUGUAACCUCAAUCCUGUGCGGUACUCCAUGGUGAAAUCCGAUCUCAUCAUGUUCCAAAUCGUGAAGGACUUUGCAGAGAAACUGAACAUGUCUUUAGACGCAUUCCCUUAUGACGGGAUGAACCCACCGCCUGAUCCAACUUACCCAGACCUAGUAAACACCACAGUGGAGCAAAUACUUGAGGAAUACUCGGCUGACUUCAUGAUGCAGCUCAACUCUGCGGGAGAGACUGUCAUCGAGACUUUCUCUCAGCCUCUGGACAGCUUCCUCGUCAGUUGCUCGUUUGCUGGAAAACCGUGUGAUGACAGGUCUUCACAUGGUACUGAACAUUGA